Messenger RNA from Pollicipes pollicipes, 420 nucleotides. Its product is annotated as guanine nucleotide-binding protein G(o) subunit alpha-like. The record is from RefSeq and is a predicted model, not a curated record. Lineage: Eukaryota; Metazoa; Arthropoda; Thecostraca; Pollicipedomorpha; Pollicipedidae. Gene Ontology annotation, biological process: adenylate cyclase-modulating G protein-coupled receptor signaling pathway. The coding region runs from base 64 to 420 and encodes 118 amino acids. Gene Ontology annotation, molecular function: G protein-coupled receptor binding; guanyl nucleotide binding; GTPase activity. Gene Ontology annotation, cellular component: cytoplasm; heterotrimeric G-protein complex. The transcript is spliced from 4 exons.
GUGCCGGGAGGGGCGGAGGCGGUGCGGUGCCAGUGGUGGUGAGCCGCACCCCCGCCCCAGGCCAUGGGCUGCGCGCUCUCGGCCGAGGAGCGCGCCGCGAUGGCGCGCAGCAAGCAGAUCGAGAAGAACCUGAAGGAGGACGGCAUGCAGGCGGCGAAGGACAUCAAGCUGUUGCUCCUGGGUGCUGGAGAAUCCGGAAAAAGUACCAUCGUUAAACAGAUGAAAAUUAUUCACGAGAGCGGGUUCACCGCGGAGGACUUCAAGCAGUAUCGUCCAGUGGUCUAUAGCAAUACCAUCCAGUCACUCGUGGCGAUCCUGAGAGCUAUGACCAACCUGGGCAUCCAAUUCGCCAACAACGAGCGAGAGCGGCAGCGGAUAGAGCGCACGAAGAACAAGGAACCCAACAGGCGCGACCGGUAA